AUGAAAAUACAAGUUCAACCACUGAAUGAACUAUAUGUGAUUCAUGACAAUUCUAUAGUCGAUGAAGGCGCUCGCUAUUACGAAGUAUACGUUAACCAAGACGGAAAAAGCUUUUCCAAUUUGACGUCUCGUGGGAAUGUAUACACAGCCUGGAGUUUGAAGCCUGGUGUUGUCUAUGACUUUACUGUAUCGGCAUUUGGGGAAGACAAAAGUAAAAGCAGAGAAUCAAAAGUACUGACGGCUAGUACUUCCACUGAAGCACCAAUGCAACCAAUACUGACGGACAUAUCAAGCACUGAAGCCACCUUGGAGUGGGCGGAUAUACCAGGUGCCGUGAAAUACAUCUUGUACUAUGUAAAGGACGACGAAAAAAAGAGCCAAGAAACAACUAAAACUAAAAUCGUUGUCACAGAUUUGGAACCAGGCCAAUGGUACGAUUUCUCUGUGGUUUCUGUUGGAUCGGGCGGAGAGAAGAGCGAGGAGAGCGAUCUGUUGGAUGAACAGACAGUGCCUCUAAUCCCUGCAAACGUUCGUGCAAAGACGGUGGAGAUGGAUCAUAUUACUGUUAUAUGGGACAAGAGCGCAGGGGCUUCUUCAUAUAAACUUACCUACAAUUGGCAAGACGAUGACAGAGAAACAAGAAAGGAGACAGUGAACACUGAAAGUACGAGUGUCAACUUAUCCAAUCUCACUCCUGGAACAAAAUAUGAAAUCAAGGUCCUUGCAAUCGGCCAAACUGGAUCUCGAACCCAACAGAGCAAAUCAUUGAUUGAGAACACCAGUACGUAG
Molecule: messenger RNA, 789 nt
Organism: Styela clava
Lineage: Eukaryota; Metazoa; Chordata; Ascidiacea; Stolidobranchia; Styelidae
Source: RefSeq, a predicted model, not a curated record